CUACAGCUUAGACGCAGAGGCAAAGGGCAGUGGAGAUCUGUGCUACUGAUUUACCAUGAGGUGGCAGCAAAUACCUUUAUCACAGCUGAAGACAAUCUUUCCAUGAACACAAGAAGCUUCCUUCAUUUUCCUAAUGCUCCUUUUUUCUCUUUUUGUAUGUUUUUAUCAUCAAUAACUGUUACUAGAUAAUGUGCCAACUUUAUACGGUAGCAAUAGCGUGAUUCUCGUUUGUAUUUUUGUGACUUUCAGAUUGAUGCAGAAUAAUAAAAACCCAUGUUUGAAAAGGUUUAUUCUGUUUUUUACGCAUCAUUAUUUCUCUGCCAUUAGACCAGGGAACAGCCCCUCUCAUAUGCUGCACUCCUGCUUCUGCUGACGCUGCAGACGCUUCAGUUACACAUGCAGUAGUAACUACCAGCAGCGAGAGUGUGAAUGAUUUAUGUGCUGCAUUGUGCAGCACUUGGAGAGGGGCUGUCUUUGAAAAAAAAACAGAAAAAAAACACUUAAUUUCACCUAUCUCUGUGUGUUAUUGGCAGAUAUUCAACCGUAGUGAGUCUGGCAGCCUCUGUGAAUGUAAAAGCUGCAUAUGCAGGCUGUAUUUUCUCCCUGGUGUUGCAGGAACUGGGUGGGUGACUGCACUGCUCAAAAGACAACACAUGGGAUAGAAACUGGUGCAUUUUGAGUAUGCAAGCAACAUUUCUAUAUAAGUAUAGCAUUAUAAGUAUGAAACUGAAGGUUUUGCAGCAAAAGGCACAAUAAAAAGACAGAUUAUAGCAGCAAUCCUUCAAUUUUUUACAAUUUAGGUACAUCCAUACACUCACACAUACCACACAAGACUGUAUGAUACUCAUGAUUGUUAAAUAGUUUAAUUGUCUACUUUGUAGUAAGAUAAUGUUGCCUGUUUAUUCUAAUUUUGAGCUACUGUGGUGUCCCACUACCCCCCUGUAGUCUACAUCCUGGCACAUUUGCACCCCACCACUGUGAAUGCAGUGUUUGGCUUUGGCCAGCAGAGGGUCCCUGCUGAGUUUACACAGAGGGUUCUGCAGGCUGUCCUGUCCAGCUACCUCCUUUCACAUCACACCUUAAACUGCAACCUGCUAAAUAUCUGGGAGACGGAGCUCCUCUACAUCUCUACAGUGCAGCCAUGGCGACCACAGAAACAAUGUUUCCAGACAGGAGUAACUUUGAUUAUGAUUAUGAGACAUUGCGGACCACGGGGGUUGUCCUUGCUGUAAUCAUGUUUUUCUCUGGGAUUUUAAUAGCCCUCAGUCCAGCUCAUCUGGUACCCCAAUUCCAAAGACAGAGGUGCCUCCUCAAACUGUAUAGAAAAUACAGUAUAUACUCGAAAGGGAGGAAGUCGUCACGGGAACCAUGCCAGCGAGCACACACAAACACACACCAGUUGUUUAUGGCCUUCCCUGUUAUGGCUAAUAUACCUCUGCCAGCUGGAUGAUCAUUAAACAGGGUUUUCCAGUGCAUCCUAACCUGGUUUCAUUUUGUAGAAAGUCUUAAAAUAAGUAAGCAAAAUAUGCAUAAAUAUCUACAGAGUGUUGUGUGAGUGUUGGGAAUAAAAGAAUAAAAAUAAAAGCAAUAAAAAAUAAUCAUGAGACUUGAUAAGGUAUUUUUAAUCAAACAAAUUCAACAAUUGUUGUCUCUCUUCCUUACAUUUGGCUCCUGUAGAACAAUACAAUUAAGAGCAUGAUUGAAUAUUCAUAGAUUAACAAAACCCUUCACGUUGAAACAAAGGACCGCAUGCAUUGAUCAAUCAUAACAAUUGUCUUUUUUUUUCUUUAUAUCAGUUGAUAUCUACAUUUUUAGCAUGACAAAGUAAUGAAGAAACCAAUAAAUAGAAUAGGCCAAAUAUAACACACUAAAAGGAAAUAGCUAGCAUAAUAUCUUGAUGAAAAUUCUUCAUUAUUUUAUUAUGAAAAUGCUUUGAAUAAUAUAAUAAUGGAUGAAAUAAAGUGUUGAUUUGGGGUUUUGUUAUUGGUAAUUUCUUCUGUUUUAAUCUAAGGCAAGGGCGUUAUAAAUGAUAUUACUGUACCUGUUAAGCUGAAAAAUGAGACCACUGUUUCAAAUAAAGGUCUCGUCUACUCAA
This is a messenger RNA of Sebastes umbrosus (honeycomb rockfish), 2095 nucleotides long. Its product is annotated as FXYD domain-containing ion transport regulator 6-like. Gene Ontology annotation, cellular component: membrane. The transcript is spliced from 6 exons. Gene Ontology annotation, molecular function: sodium channel regulator activity. The coding region runs from base 1142 to 1450 and encodes 102 amino acids. The record is from RefSeq and is a predicted model, not a curated record. Gene Ontology annotation, biological process: regulation of sodium ion transmembrane transporter activity. Lineage: Eukaryota; Metazoa; Chordata; Actinopteri; Perciformes; Sebastidae.